Lachancea lanzarotensis is the source of this 1122-nucleotide messenger RNA. It is a transcript of the gene OPY2, whose product is annotated as LALA0S03e06040g1_1. Lineage: Eukaryota; Fungi; Ascomycota; Saccharomycetes; Saccharomycetales; Saccharomycetaceae. Bases 1 to 1122 code for a protein of 373 amino acids. The record is from RefSeq and is a predicted model, not a curated record. The transcript has a single exon.
AUGUCUUCCGGUACAAGCAUCACGCUGAGACCCACCAAGACCCUUGGAUUGGGUAUCUGGGAUGUUCAGUUGCACGAACGAGAUGAUUCAAGCUCACAAAGUGAAUCUUCGGGAUCUGCUACAGCGUCAUCUGCAGGCUCAGGUUGCGUUACUUGCACAUCAACACCACCGUGUCCCGUGUGUGCCGAAGACGAACAGUGCGCAAUUUCGCUACAGCGAUGCGACCAGUGUGCGCAGACGUAUUGUACAAAAAAAAAUGGAGCACUGUCGUCAGGUUCUAGUUCGUCUUCUGUGGCGAGUUCGACCGCAACAACGGGUUCAAAUUCCAAGUCUUCUGACUCCGGAAAGAUUGGAGGCAUCGUAGGGGGUGUUAUUGGUGGUGUGGGCCUGAUAGUAGUGCUGUUGUUGCUCUACUUAUAUCUCAAAUAUUGGCGUAAAAAUCGUACGCGUAAUAAGGAAGUUUUGGUGGCCCAUGAACAGUUUGACACCGAUUUUGACGGAGGCCGAGGCCCAUCUGGCAACACUCAGGAGACUGGGUCCCUUUAUCAACCCAGAAAUAGAAGUUCUGCUGCCACUCAAAUGACCAAGGCUUCAAACAUAUUACCUAUCGCAUACAUCCCGGGUGUCACCGCUGGCGGUCGCAGCCAAAGUAAACUGCCGCCUUUACCACGACACCUCUUGCGUAACGGUGACACCAGAUCGCACAUCACGCUGGGGUCUUCCAUUUUGGGUGACGAUGACAACGAUCUUGAAGCAGAUGGCUUGGCAAGCACACCAAAAGAAGGCGUCAAUGAAGAUAGCUCUGGGGGUUCUCGGGAUGCUUUAACCACAGCAAUUAGGGCCCGUCCAAAACUAGUACAGAUCAACGAGGAAGAAGACGAGGAGCCCGUUGAAAAGGAGUUUGGUUUGGAAGACCAUGAACAUGUUCACAGAACGUCCGAAAUUCAUCGUGAAAAUGAAAAGGAACCUUGGGUUACCACUGCCAUUGUCCCAUCGAGUGGAGAAAGCUCUCGCCAGGAAGAACCGCAUGGUGAUGAGCAUCGCGUCUCGAGUGGAGAUGACGAUGAUGACGACGAGGAUGAUAGCGGCAGUUUCAUUCUCGAUGUAGGAAUGGAACACUAG